Molecule: messenger RNA, 414 nt
Organism: Punica granatum (pomegranate)
Lineage: Eukaryota; Viridiplantae; Streptophyta; Magnoliopsida; Myrtales; Lythraceae
Source: RefSeq, a predicted model, not a curated record
AUGAUAAGUAUGAAAUCAGUGAAUCUUCUCACGAGUUUACUAAGUGAUAAUAGGCUCAUUAGGGCUAACUUUUCGGAUUGGCUCCGUAACCUGAACAUUGUCCUGAACAUGGAGGCUCUGGGAUACAACUUGGAGACUCAGGAGAUUGAAUUCCCUGGCGGGGAUGCUACGAGUAAUCAGCAUAACGCAUAUGAUAUGUGGUCUGCUGCUGACACGAGGGUCCGCUGCUAUAUGCUUGCUUCCAUGAGCAAUGAGUUGCAGAAGCAGCAUGAGAACAUGAAGAGUUCUCGUGAGAUCUUGAAUAAUCUUAGGGAGCUCUAUGGGGAGAAUAACAGGACCGCACGAUAUGAGAUAUCGAAGGAAUUGUUCCGUGUGAGAAUACAGGAGGGAACUGAAGUCACAGCUCAUGUGUAG